Spinacia oleracea (spinach) is the source of this 2259-nucleotide messenger RNA. RefSeq lists its product as uncharacterized. Gene Ontology annotation, molecular function: zinc ion binding; nucleic acid binding. Bases 1 to 2259 code for a protein of 752 amino acids. The transcript has 5 exons. Lineage: Eukaryota; Viridiplantae; Streptophyta; Magnoliopsida; Caryophyllales; Amaranthaceae. The record is from RefSeq and is a predicted model, not a curated record.
AUGAAGACAUUAGAAUUAAAGCUAUUUGGGGCAGUAAGGGGGAAGGUCGGAGACUUCCGUGCUUUCGACAGUAGAGCCUUGUGGGAAGCUGCUAGGAUAGGGAAGACAUCAGGAAUCUGUUUCAAGAAACAAAAUAUAACAAGCCAGAACCCUUUAACUGCAGGUAAUUCUGUCGGGAAAAACGAUUCUGAAGCUAUGAACACCACUGAGAAACUCGAAGAGGGAUACUCAACACAACGACCUCCAAUGUUUAGUGGCAAAUACUAUUCAUAUUGGAGAAACAGGAUGGAGAUCUUUAUCAAGGCUGAGUACUAUCAAGUAUGGAGAGUCAUUGAAGUUGGAGACUUCCAAGUCACUAAGCUAAACACCUCUGAUGAAACCGUUCCUAAACCGAUUGCUGAAUUUGACAAAGCCGACUACGAAAAACUCGAGCUUAAUGCCAUGGCUGUCAAAAUUCUUCACCGUGGACUAGGUCCAAACGAGCACAAUAGAGUAAUGGGAUGCAAGAAUGCGAAGCAAAUUUGGGAUCUGCUCCAAGUUACUCAUGAAGGAACAAACGAAGUCAAAAGAUCAAAGAUUGAUCUUUUAAUGCACCAGUAUGAGUUGUUCACCAUGAAGCCUUCUGAAACAAUUCAAGACAUGAUCACCCGCUUCACUAACAUCAUCAAUGAAUUGAACUCUCUUGGCAAAAUCAUAACCCCUGAGGAACAAGUUAGAAAGGUUCUAAGAAGUCUUCCACAGGAUCCCUGGAUGGCCAAGGUAACUGCUCUUCAGGAAACUAAAGACUUCACCAAGUUUAACCUGGAACAACUAGCUGGAUCCCUCCUGACUCAUGAACUGCAACUAAAUGCACGACCUUCAGAGAAUAAAAAAAAUAGGGCUCUCGCUCUAAAAACUGAAAAUGAUGAAAACUCUAAAGAGGAUGAGGAAACAGCCCUAUUUGCUAGGAGAUUCAGAAGAAUGUUCAGAAACUAUAAAGAUGGAGAUCACAGAGGCAAACCUAACCUGAAAUUCUCUAAAACUGAUACUGGAUGCCAUAAGUGUGGAAACUUGGAACAUCGCAUUAGGGAAUGUCCCCUCUGGGAUCAAGAACGAGGAAAAGGAAAGGAAACAACCAAAGACAGAUUCAAAGAUAACAGGAACUCAUUCUCCAAAACUGAGGUGAGAAAGGCCAUGAUUGCUGCAUGUUCAGCUCACCUGUGCCUUGUAGCUGAACAUGAAGAAGAUGGACCUGACUCAGAAUCUGAAAAAUUCCAGGCAAGUCUCGCUCAAAUUAAAAAUAAACUUGAAUCUCUUUCCAAAUUAGAAUUGUUUGACCUACUUUCCUGUCUCACUAGUGAUUAUGAGGAUCUCCUAAAAGAAAAGUUAGAUUCUGAUAAAGAACACCAGACUACCAUAAAGGAACUUACUGAUGAGCUAGAAUGGACAAAAAAUACUAACAUAGAUAUAGACAAUCGGUUCUUUAACCUCUUUGAUCAGAACCUCCACAUAAAAGAAAUCUGUGAAGCCUUGCGAAGUGAAAACACCUGGCUAAAACAGGAAUUGAUUGAUCUAGAAGUAGCCAAGACUAAAAGCCUUUACAAAGGUGAACUAGAAAGAACUCAACUGGAACUAGUCAAGAUUCACCAAGAAAAGACCAACCUAGAAGAUGAACUAGCUAGAAAGACUAGACACAGAAUAGAAGGAACACCUAAAUGGAUAGAAGAAGCUAGAACCAAACGCACAGAAGGACUAGGUUUCAAUUAUAAGAAACGUCACCCUAGAAAGACUAGAGUAGAUCUCUACAGUGACAUAGUAUGCUCCUUCUGUGGUCUAAUUGGUCAUUACAGAAACUCAUGUCCCAAAAACCAAAGAGGCUUGGAAAAGAACAUAGAACACACCAGAACUAAAUGGGUCGAAGUGAGGGGGAACAACACAUGGUAUCUAGACAGCGGUUGUUCCAAGCACAUGACAGGAGACAGAAACAGAUUUCUCUCACUCACGACCUAUGAAGGUGGAACUGUGACUUUUGGCGAUAAUAAAAAAAGUAACACUGAUACAGUGAUCUUAGAGGGACAGAGGAAAGGGAACACAUAUGUGGUUAACCUUAACUCUGUUCCUCACUCCAAUCUGACCUGUCUUAGUGUUAUUGAAGAUGAUCCAUUAUUGUGGCAUAAAAGAUUUGGUCAUGCUAGUUUCUCUCUAAUGAACAAGUUGAAUUCAAAAAAAUUUAGUCACAGGUCUUCCGAAUACCAAGUUCGCAAAAUUAUCAGUAUGUGA